Molecule: messenger RNA, 2351 nt
Organism: Monopterus albus (swamp eel)
Lineage: Eukaryota; Metazoa; Chordata; Actinopteri; Synbranchiformes; Synbranchidae
Product: DEP domain-containing protein 7-like
Exons: 12
Coding region: 162-1946 (594 amino acids)
Biological process (GO): intracellular signal transduction
Source: RefSeq, a predicted model, not a curated record
UUUAAAAUUGCACACAUAUUAAAGGUGACUACACCAAAAGUAAGAAGAAGAAGAAGGAGAAGGAAGGUGCUUCUCCUUGAACGGAGCUGUUGGCUACUUCUCUACCCUUUUUGUCAAUUAAAGAACUGCUUCUCUGACAGUUUUCCAAAUGAUUGGUAGCUAUGGCCUCAAUAAAGGAAAGAGCUGCGGCGUUGAACCUCGCAGAGAAACUGUGUGUGCGUUCUCCGGCACAUGGAGUGAGCAGUCAUCCAGUGAAGUCUGCCUGCUUGUGGAGUGGCCUCAUCUCUCACCUCAGGUCCUGUGUGACAGUGAAGCGUCGACGAGUCCACUUUAAGUCCCACAGUGACUGUUUCCUUGGCUCAGAAGCCGUUGAUGUGUUGGAAGAACAUAUUAACCGUUUCAAAGGCUUACAGGGUGCAAAGGUGUCACGAGACAAAGUAGUGUGGGUGUGCCAGGCUCUUUUGGACUGCAGUGUGUUUGAGGCAGUGGAAACCAAAGUUUUUGGGACGGAGAAGAAGCAGGAUGUGUUUCAGGACAGCAAGAGUACUCUUUACAGGUUUGUAAAUGUGCACAUGCCUUCGGUUGAUGAGCUGGAGAGAAUUAUUCCUGUGAGUGGGAUCCAAAAUCUCUUCUGCAGUGCUCCUGCAGACAGGCAGGAAGAGCUGACAUGUCCUGCUGGGUCACAUGUCCAGUUGUCCACCCCUGUUAAGUUCACUCAGGCAUCCACAAAAGCAAACCAGCUGGACACUCCUGUGAGUGCCAGCCUGCUGCUGGAGCCAGUGGUGGACAGACCGAGCCCAAGUCCCAGCAGAGCGCACACUGGUGCUGUUUUACCACAGUCAUUGGUAGAUGAGGUGUGGCAGGAGCAGACGCUGCUCAGGCUGUUAAACCUGGUGGAACUCCCCCUCUUGGAAGGGGUGCUUCAGUGCUCCCAGACACCAUCGUCUCCCACUUCAUCACACCUGUUGGCUUACGGUAGCCCCGACCUGAUCUACAGCAGCAACUAUCUGGACAGACAGAUCCUCAAGGCGUUCAGGGACACUCAGGAAGAUGAAUGGCUGCAUGCAGCUUUGGACUGCUUGGACUUCCUCCCUGAUCAGCCAGUGGUGGAGCUGAGCAGGGAGCUACAGCACUGUUUCCCUCUAAAUCGGGAGAGAUGUGACCAAGUCCCAGCUGGCAGCAGUGUCCAAGAUGUGGUGCAGCCUGUGAUGUCUGUGUCCGUUCCAGGCCACAGCAGCGAUGAGCAGCCUCAUCACUCCCACAGUAGUUUGGCCCGGUGCAAGCGGCUGCUGUAUGAAACUCUGGUCAAACACUACAGCCACACAGAGAGACCUUCACUGCUUCCCCAGUGCAUGACUGACAUCUACACAGCCAUCAUUGACCUCCUGGUGAAUGCGAAGUUGGGCGCCGCUCUCGAGGCUCUACAGCUAUGCCUGAAGCUGCUGCCACACAGCUGCAGAGAAGAGCUGCGCAGGCUGCUUACAUUCAUGUCUUUGGCAACAAAUCCACAAGGGAUAAAACUGGACAAGGAGAUGGAGAACAGACUGGCAGUGAAGAGGUGCUUCACCAAGGCAGUUGUCCACAGCAAGGUGCUUUCCAAAGACAAGGUGGACCUGAUGGUGGUCUUCAUGCUCAGCAAUGUAAAAGAAAUCUUCAAGAUACCAGGGGCUCUUCACAAAGGAGUGAGUGACAAGCUGGCCAGCCUUGCACAAGGGGAGCAUCCUGAUGUGACUGGCUCUCCCAUUUAUCAACAGGCUUCCAGCAGGAUUUGCACUGACUCUACAAAGAAGACCACCAACCAGGAGUUGUGGGCUCUGCUGAACAGCAUCCAUCUGGACACCAAGAUCUCAGUCAAAGAGAGGAAGCGCCUGCUCCGACAGUUUAACCAGGCCCACCCAGAGAUAUUUAACCAGUACUUUGGUGAUACUGCACUUAGUAUGCUAUAGAUAUAUGAAAGCGGUGAUAAAGGCACAUAGCCUUGUGGAGCUAAUGUCCUCUGUCAGUUUCAGCUGUUUUUGGUUGUUGCAUUUGAGGUAACUAUUUAGUCAGUUUACAAGCUAGCUUCCGUAAAAGAAAUGCUUAUCUGAUGUAUAUGGGACUGCAUGAUUUCCUUUGUGUGUGUAUUUGCUUUAAUAUUGAAGAAAAUAAAACAUACAGUACAUGUGUAUAUACUUUUUCUUAAAUAUAGAACAAAUGUUAUAUUCCUGUGAUUAGGCUUGAAUGUGUUUUUUCCUUUUAAAAUUUUUUUUUUUUUUAUGGCUGUGAGGGUGUAAACACAACACGUAACUGAAUAAAGGAAGCAAAAUUUGUGCAAAAUAGAAUGGCCCCUGCUUAAAAAAUAAAAAAAAACA